Molecule: messenger RNA, 23503 nt
Organism: Melospiza georgiana
Lineage: Eukaryota; Metazoa; Chordata; Aves; Passeriformes; Passerellidae
Gene: AHNAK2
Product: AHNAK nucleoprotein 2
Exons: 10
Coding region: 1-23316 (7771 amino acids)
Biological process (GO): regulation of RNA splicing
Cellular component (GO): costamere; nucleus; cytoplasm
Molecular function (GO): protein binding
Source: RefSeq, a predicted model, not a curated record
AUGGUCCAUUGUUCCGGACGACAGCUGAGACCGGCCGAGGCCCCGGGAGAUGCUGAUGCCGAUGCAGAUGCAGAUGCAGAGGAGGAAGAUUCUGUUACUGAAGUGGCAGUAGAAGACAUUCGUCCAAGGCCACAAGGAUCCUCUCCAGUUUAUGAGUAUCCCGAAGAAGAAGACUAUUUAAAGCCUCAAGAAGAAAACAAAAAACAUUCUACAGAUAAAUCAAAGCAGAGUCAUCCACAGGAGACAAUGGAAGUGACUCUGAAAACAGAAGUGGAAGCUGGAGCUAGUGGUUUUAGUGUAAAAGGUGGAGGAAAUGAAGGAAUAUUUAUUAAAAAAGUACUUAAGGAAUCUCCUGCUUCAAAAAUAUUUAGUCUUAAAGAAGGUGAUCAGCUUCUAAGUGCUACAAUAUUUUUUGAUAAUAUCAAAUAUGAAGAUGCACUCAAGAUUCUCCAAUAUUCCGAGCCAUACAGAGUCCAAUUCAGCCUCAAAAGAAAAAUUUCUGUGCAUGAAGAUCUGGAACACUCUUCAGCCCAGCACAAAAAGGAAAGGAUAGGCCAGGAAAAUGAGAUCAGUGAGAGUAUUCCUGAAGAAACACUGCAAGUUUCAGGAAAAUCCAUUUCAGAAGAAGACAAGGAAACAUUAAUUGUAAGCCAAAGAGUAGGAAGAAGUAAGAGACCUAAAAAAGAUAGAUUAUCAUGGCCAAAAUUUCAAUCAAUCAAAAAUAAAAAGAUAUUGAGGCACAGAAGAUCUCAUAGUACAUCAGAUGCAUAUGAGCCUGCUUUGCAGGAUAUUUCACCUACAAGCACGGACACAGAGUCUCAAUUUCCACAAGAGGUCCAUACCAAAGAGAAAAAAGGAGGCCAAAGGAAGCUGAAGUUCCCUAGCAUUGGAUUCAGAAUGCACAGGUCCAAACCAGAACCACAAGAGAAGCAAAAAAAAGAAAUAAAAACGACACUGAUCUCUGAAAGAGAAAAAAUGCAUAAUUAUGAUAUAAGCCUGGAAAAUCCCGAAAUUUUAACUGUUGAAUAUACCACCUCUCCUGCUUAUGAAAUGAAGACAGGGGAGGGACAUGAAACUUUAACAAAAGACUUAAAAGAAAUUAAAAAUGGCAUUACAUCUCAUGUAAAACAAUGCCCUGAAGUUGAAAUAAGCAUUAAAAAAGACAAGGAAGCAUCAUCAAAAUUUAAUGUACCUGAAGUACCAGACAUAACAACAGAGAUACCAAAGCCUAGUUUAGAAACUGCUGAUCUAAAAGUGAGCCCAACUAAAAAAUCACCACAAGCCUCAUCAAAAUCCCGAAAAAAGAAACAGAAGGGAACAGCAGAUAAAAAAGAUGGAGAAAGUGGAAUUAACAUAGACUUGAUGGGUCACAGUACUAAAGGAACUGUACAGGUAAAAGGCCUAGAAAUUGGCACUGCUAAAGUAGAAUUAAAGACAUCUGAAACACUGGAAACAGGAGAAAAACAAGCAGAAGAAGACACACAAAUACUAAAUAUUCAGAAAAUAAAUUAUGGAAUUUCAGUGCUCAAAAGAAAAGAGACAGAGACUGAUAUUACCAAACAGGGAAGUGAUGUUCCACAGUCAGUACUGGAAAAAACAGCUGAUAUGACUACAGAGGACAGCAGGAAUUUCAAUGUGAAAACUAGUUUGGCAGAUGCACAAACAGAGGUAUCUACUUGGAAAAUACAAAUGCCAUCAUUCAAAGUGGCCAAAGCACCUAAAACAGACACGAAAAUAAAAAGAGAAGAAAGCAAAGAGGACACAGAAGAUAGGAUAAAAAAGGAAAGCAUGGAGGAAGAUGCCAUGCCCGCAAAUGACAAAUCCUUAAACAUAGAAAUUGAAAUGAAGAGAGGAGAAAAAGAUAUAGAGGGGAAAGAAAGCAAAUUCAGACUGCCGAAGUUAAAAUUCCCUACAUUUACCUGGACAAAUACCAAGGAAGAAACAGCCAUACUUGAAGCACAGAUAACUGACAGGGAAGUACAAGUGCAAACGUUGGAAAAUGCAGGAGGACUUCGAGUAAGUGGACCACCAGAAAAAAUUACGUUUCCAAGUGUUCAAACACAAAUAGGAAUAUCCAUAGGAAACAAAGAUGAAAACAAUAUAGUAAAAAAAGGUGAAGGCGACUUGCCAAGUCCGAAAAAACCAACCAUAAAAUCUUCCCAAAAGGAAAUAAAACCGGAAGAUACAAAAGGAAAAAUCCAGAUUUCAAAACCAGAUAUUGAAAUAGAUAAGUGGGAAUUAGAUAAAAAAUCAAAACCUGAAAUUUCAGAAAUCACGCCAUCUAAAAUCAAAGCUCCCAAGGUAGACAUCAGUCUGCCCUCUGUCGAUGUCACUCUUCCACAAGCCAGCGUCGACCUGCAGGCGCCCGAGGCCAGCCUUAGUCUUGAAGGAGAAGCCAAAGUGCCAGAGAAGGAGGUCACCAAGACCAAGGACGGCAAGUUCAAGAUGCCCAAGUUCGGCAUGCCUUCCUUUGGCUGGUCCAGCAGCAGAGAGGCCAAGGGCACCGUGGCCGCCGAGGUGGACGUCAGCCUGCCGGAGCCUCAGGUGACGGUGCCUUCCGGAACCGCCGAAGUGGAGGUGACCCUGCCCGCGGCUGAGAUCCAAGCGCCCGGUGUGGAGGUGACCGUGGAGACGGGCACGGUAGCAGCAGAGGGUGAGAAAGGCCGAUUCAAGAUGCCCGACGUCAAGAUGCCCAGCGUCAAGCUGCCCAAAGUCAAAGUUCCCCAGGCACAGGUCAGCCUGCCCAAGGCCGAGGUCUCGCUGCCCAAAGGCCUGGAGGGCGAAGUUGCCCUGCAGGGCCCCGAGGCCGAAGCCAGCCUGGAGGUGGCCGCUGGCAAAGCGGAGGGCGGCGGCAUGAAAAUACACAUGCCCAAAGUCAAGGUGCCCAGCGUGGUCUUCUCCAAGCCCACCAUCAAGUCUCCCAAACUGGAGGCAGACGUCAGCCUCCCGCAGGCAGAGCUCAAGGCCACCGACAUCACUGUCACGGCCCCCGAUGUCAAGCUGCCCUCCGUUGAAGGCUCCCUCGAGCUCCAGGCGCCCGACGUAGAUGUCAAAGCUCCCUCCGCCGAGGGCAAGCUGGAGCUGGAAGGCACGGGCCUGAAAGGCAAGCUCAAGAUGCCCAAAUUUGACAAGCCCAAAUUCACAGUCUCCUCCCCCAAGGCCGAGGUGCCCACAGCCGAGGUCAGCCUGCCCAGCGCUGAGGUUGAGCUGCCAUCGGCCACCGUGACAGCCUCAACCGAGGGCACUGGCGUGAAGCUGGAGAAGCCCUCCCUCAAGAUGCCCAAAGCUGACAUCAAAGCUCCCAAGGUGGACGUCACUCUGCCCUCUGUUGAUGUCACUCUUCCACAAGCCAGCGUCGACCUGCAGGCGCCCGAGGCCAGCCUUAGUCUUGAAGGAGAAGCCAAAGUGCCAGAGAAGGAGGUCACCAAGACCAAGGAUGGCAAGUUCAAGAUGCCCAAGUUCGGCAUGCCUUCCUUUGGCUGGUCCAGCAGCAGAGAGGCCAAGGGCACCGUGGCCGCCGAGGUGGACGUCAGCCUGCCGGAGCCUCAGGUGACAGUGCCUUCCGGAACCGCCGAAGUGGAGAUGACCCUGCCCGCGGCCGAGAUCCAAGCGCCCAGUGUGGAGGUGACCGUGGAGACGGGCACGGUAGCAGCAGAGGGUGAGAAAGGCCGAUUCAAGAUGCCCGACGUCAAGAUGCCCAGCGUCAAGCUGCCCAAAGUCAAAGCUCCCCAGGCACAGGUCAGCCUGCCCAAGGCCGAGGUCUCGCUGCCCAAAGGCCUGGAGGGCGAAGUCGCCCUGCAGGGCCCCGAGUCCGAAGCCAGCCUGGAGGUGGCCGCUGGCAAAGCGGAGGGCGGCGGCAUGAAAAUACACAUGCCCAAAGUCAAGGUGCCCAGCGUGGUCUUCUCCAAGCCCACCAUCAAAUCUCCCAAACUGGAGGCAGACGUCAGCCUCCCGCAGGCAGAGCUCAAGGCCACCGACAUCACUGUCACGGCCCCUGAUGUCAAGCUGCCCUCCGUUGAAGGCUCCCUCGAGCUCCAGGCGCCCAACGUAGAUGUCAAAGUUCCCUCCGCCGAGGGCAAGCUGGAGCUGGAGGGCACGGGCCUGAAAGGCAAGCUCAAGAUGCCCAAAUUUGACAAGCCCAAAUUCACAGUCUCCUCCCCCAAGGCCGAGGUGCCCACAGCCGAGGUCAGCCUGCCCAGCGCUGAGGUUGAGCUGCCAUCGGCCACCGUGACGGCCUCAACCGAGGGCACUGGCGUUGAGCUGCCAUCGGCCACCGUGACGGCCUCAACCGAGGGCACUGGCGUGAAGCUGGAGAAGCCCUCCCUCAAGAUGCCCAAAGCUGACAUCAAAGCUCCCAAGGUGGACGUCACUCUGCCCUCUGUUGAUGUCACUCUUCCACAAGCCAGCGUCGACCUGCAGGCGCCGGAGGCCAGCCUUAGUCUUGAAGGAGAAGCCAAAGUGCCAGAGAAGGAGGUCACCAAGACCAAGGACGGCAAGUUCAAGAUGCCCAAGUUCGGCAUGCCUUCCUUUGGCUGGUCCAGCAGCAGAGAGGCCAAGGGCACCGUGGCCGCCGAGGUGGACGUCAGCCUGCCGGAGCCUCAGGUGACGGUGCCUUCCGGAACCGCCGAAGUGGAGGUGACCCUGCCCGCGGCCGAGAUCCAAGCGCCCAGUGUGGAGGUGACCGUGGAGACGGGCACGGUAGCAGCAGAGGGUGAGAAAGGCCGAUUCAAGAUGCCCGACGUCAAGAUGCCCAGCGUCAAGCUGCCCAAAAUCAAAGCUCCCCAGGCACAGGUCAGCCUGCCCAAGGCCGAAGUCUCGCUGCCCAAAGGCCUGGAGGGCGAAGUCGCCCUGCAGGGCCCCGAGUCCGAAGCCAGCCUGGAGGUGGCCGCUGGCAAAGCGGAGGGCGGCGGCAUGAAAAUACACAUGCCCAAAGUCAAGGUGCCCAGCGUGGUCUUCUCCAAGCCCACCAUCAAGUCUCCCAAACUGGAGGCAGACGUCAGCCUCCCGCAGGCAGAGCUCAAGGCCACUGACAUCACUGUCACGGCCCCCGAUGUCAAGCUGCCCUCCGUUGAAGGCUCCCUCGAGCUCCAGGCGCCCGACGUAGAUGUCAAAGCUCCUACCGCCGAGGGCAAGCUGGAGCUGGAGGGCACGGGCCUGAAAGGCAAGCUCAAGAUGCCCAAAUUUGACAAGCCCAAAUUCACAGUCUCCUCCCCCAAGGCCGAGGUGCCCACAGCCGAGGUCAGCCUGCCCAGCGCUGAGGUUGAGCUGCCAUCGGCCACCGUGACGGCCUCAACCGAGGGCACUGGCGUUGAGCUGCCAUCGGCCACCGUGACGGCCUCAACCGAGGGCACUGGCGUGAAGCUGGAGAAGCCCUCCCUCAAGAUGCCCAAAGCUGACAUCAAAGCUCCCAAGGUGGACGUCACUCUGCCCUCUGUUGAUGUCACUCUUCCACAAGCCAGCGUCGACCUGCAGGCGCCCGAGGCCAGCCUUAGUCUUGAAGGAGAAGCCAAAGUGCCAGAGAAGGAGGUCACCAAGACCAAGGACGGCAAGUUCAAGAUGCCCAAGUUCGGCAUGCCUUCCUUUGGCUGGUCCAGCAGCAGAGAGGCCAAGGGCACCGUGGCCGCCGAGGUGGACGUCAGCCUGCCGGAGCCUCAGGUGACGGUGCCUUCCGGAACCGCCGAAGUGGAGGUGACCCUGCCCGCGGCCGAGAUCCAAGCGCCCAGUGUGGAGGUGACCGUGGAGACGGGCACGGUAGCAGCAGAGGGUGAGAAAGGCCGAUUCAAGAUGCCCGACGUCAAGAUGCCCAGCGUCAAGCUGCCCAAAAUCAAAGCUCCCCAGGCACAGGUCAGCCUGCCCAAGGCCGAAGUCUCGCUGCCCAAAGGCCUGGAGGGCGAAGUCGCCCUGCAGGGCCCCGAGUCCGAAGCCAGCCUGGAGGUGGCCGCUGGCAAAGCGGAGGGCGGCGGCAUGAAAAUACACAUGCCCAAAGUCAAGGUGCCCAGCGUGGUCUUCUCCAAGCCCACCAUCAAGUCUCCCAAACUGGAGGCAGACGUCAGCCUCCCGCAGGCAGAGCUCAAGGCCACUGACAUCACUGUCACGGCCCCCGAUGUCAAGCUGCCCUCCGUUGAAGGCUCCCUCGAGCUCCAGGCGCCCGACGUAGAUGUCAAAGCUCCUACCGCCGAGGGCAAGCUGGAGCUGGAGGGCACGGGCCUGAAAGGCAAGCUCAAGAUGCCCAAAUUUGACAAGCCCAAAUUCACAGUCUCCUCCCCCAAGGCCGAGGUGCCCACAGCCGAGGUCAGCCUGCCCAGCGCUGAGGUUGAGCUGCCAUCGGCCACCGUGACGGCCUCAACCGAGGGCACUGGCGUGAAGCUGGAGAAGCCCUCCCUCAAGAUGCCCAAAGCUGACAUCAAAGCUCCCAAGGUGGACGUCACUCUGCCCUCUGUUGAUGUCACUCUUCCACAAGCCAGCGUCGACCUGCAGGCGCCCGAGGCCAGCCUUAGUCUUGAAGGAGAAGCCAAAGUGCCAGAGAAGGAGGUCACCAAGACCAAGGACGGCAAGUUCAAGAUGCCCAAGUUCGGCAUGCCUUCCUUUGGCUGGUCCAGCAGCAGAGAGGCCAAGGGCACCGUGGCCGCCGAGGUGGACGUCAGCCUGCCGGAGCCUCAGGUGACGGUGCCUUCCGGAACCGCCGAAGUGGAGGUGACCCUGCCCGCGGCCGAGAUCCAAGCGCCCAGUGUGGAGGUGACCGUGGAGACGGGCACGGUAGCAGCAGAGGGUGAGAAAGGCCGAUUCAAGAUGCCCGACGUCAAGAUGCCCAGCGUCAAGCUGCCCAAAGUCAAAGCUCCCCAGGCACAGGUCAGCCUGCCCAAGGCCGAAGUCUCGCUGCCCAAAGGCCUGGAGGGCGAAGUCGCCCUGCAGGGCCCCGAGUCCGAAGCCAGCCUGGAGGUGGCCGCUGGCAAAGCGGAGGGCGGCGGCAUGAAAAUACACAUGCCCAAAGUCAAGGUGCCCAGCGUGGUCUUCUCCAAGCCCACCAUCAAGUCUCCCAAACUGGAGGCAGACGUCAGCCUCCCGCAGGCAGAGCUCAAGGCCACCGACAUCACUGUCGCGGCCCCCGAUGUCAAGCUGCCCUCCGUUGAAGGCUCCCUCGAGCUCCAGGCGCCCGACGUAGAUGUCAAAGCUCCCUCCGCCGAGGGCAAGCUGGAGCUGGAAGGCACGGGCCUGAAAGGCAAGCUCAAGAUGCCCAAAUUUGACAAGCCCAAAUUCACAGUCUCCUCCCCCAAGGCCGAGGUGCCCACAGCCGAGGUCAGCCUGCCCAGCGCUGAGGUUGAGCUGCCAUCGGCCACCGUGACGGCCUCAACCGAGGGCACUGGCGUGAAGCUGGAGAAGCCCUCCCUCAAGAUGCCCAAAGCUGACAUCAAAGCUCCCAAGGUGGACGUCACUCUGCCGUCUGUUGAUGUCACUCUUCCACAAGCCAGCGUCGACCUGCAGGCGCCCGAGGCCAGCCUUAGUCUUGAAGGAGAAGCCAAAGUGCCAGAGAAGGAGGUCACCAAGACCAAGGACGGCAAGUUCAAGAUGCCCAAGUUCGGCAUGCCUUCCUUUGGCUGGUCCAGCAGCAGAGAGGCCAAGGGCACCGUGGCCGCCGAGGUGGACGUCAGCCUGCCGGAGCCUCAGGUGACGGUGCCUUCCGGAACCGCCGAAGUGGAGGUGACCCUGCCCGCGGCUGAGAUCCAAGCGCCUGGUGUGGAGGUGACCGUGGAGACGGGCACGGUAGCAGCAGAGGGUGAGAAAGGCCGAUUCAAGAUGCCCGACGUCAAGAUGCCCAGCAUCAAGCUGCCCAAAGUCAAAGCUCCCCAGGCACAGGUCAGCCUGCCCAAGGCUGAGGUCUCACUGUCCAAAGGCCUGGAGGGCGAAGUCACCCUGCAGGGCCCCGAGGCCGAAGCCAGCCUGGAGGUGGCCGCUGGCAAAGCGGAGGGCGGCGGCAUGAAAAUACACAUGCCCAAAGUCAAGGUGCCCAGCGUGGUCUUCUCCAAGCCCACCAUCAAGUCUCCCAAACUGGAGGCAGACGUCAGCCUCCCGCAGGCAGAGCUCAAGGCCACCGACAUCACUGUCGCGGCCCCCGAUGUCAAGCUGCCCUCCGUUGAAGGCUCCCUUGAGCUCCAGGCGCCCGACGUAGAUGUCAAAGCUCCCUCCGCCGAGGGCAAGCUGGAGCUGGAAGGCACGGGCCUGAAAGGCAAGCUCAAGAUGCCCAAAUUUGACAAGCCCAAAUUCACAGUCUCCUCCCCCAAGGCCGAGGUGCCCACAGCCGAGGUCAGCCUGCCCAGCGCUGAGGUUGAGCUGCCAUCGGCCACCGUGACGGCCUCAACCGAGGGCACUGGCGUGAAGCUGGAGAAGCCCUCCCUCAAGAUGCCCAAAGCUGACAUCAAAGCUCCCAAGGUGGACGUCACUCUGCCCUCCGCCGAUGUCACUCUUCCACAAGCCAGCGUCGACCUGCAGGCGCCCGAGGCCAGCCUUAGUCUUGAAGGAGAAGUCAAAGUGCCAGAGAAGGAGGUCCCCAAGACCAAGGACGGCAAGUUCAAGAUGCCCAAGUUCGGCAUGCCUUCCUUUGGCUGGUCCAGCAGCAGAGAGGCCAAGGGCACCGUGGCCGCCGAGGUGGACGUCAGCCUGCCGGAGCCUCAGGAGAUGGUGCCUUCCGGAACCGCCGAAGUGGAGGUGACCCUGCCCGCGGCUGAGAUCCAAGCGCCCGGUGUGGAGGUGACCGUGGAGACGGGCACGGUAGCAGCAGAGGGUGAGAAAGGCCGAUUCAAGAUGCCCGACGUCAAGAUGCCCAGCGUCAAGCUGCCCAAAGUCAAAGCUCCCCAGGCACAGGUCAGCCUGCCCAAGGCCGAGGUCUCGCUGCCCAAAGGCCUGGAGGGCGAAGUCGCCCUGCAGGGCCCCGAGUCCGAAGCCAGCCUGGAGGUGGCCGCUGGCAAAGCGGAGGGCGGCGGCAUGAAAAUACACAUGCCCAAAGUCAAGGUGCCCAGCGUGGUCUUCUCCAAGCCCACCAUCAAGUCUCCCAAACUGGAGGCAGACGUCAGCCUCCCGCAGGCAGAGCUCAAGGCCACCGACAUCACUGUCGCGGCCCCCGAUGUCAAGCUGCCCUCCGUUGAAGGCUCCCUUGAGCUCCAGGCGCCCGACGUAGAUGUCAAAGCUCCCUCCGCCGAGGGCAAGCUGGAGCUGGAAGGCACGGGCCUGAAAGGCAAGCUCAAGAUGCCCAAAUUUGACAAGCCCAAAUUCACAGUCUCCUCCCCCAAGGCCGAGGUGCCCACAGCCGAGGUCAGCCUGCCCAGCGCUGAGGUUGAGCUGCCAUCGGCCACCGUGACGGCCUCAACCGAGGGCACUGGCAUGAAGCUGGAGAAGCCCUCCCUCAAGAUGCCCAAAGCUGACAUCAAAGCUCCCAAGGUGGACGUCUCUCUGCCCUCCGCCGAUGUCACUCUUCCACAAGCCAGCGUCGACCUGCAGGCGCCCGAGGCCAGCCUUAGUCUUGAAGGAGAAGUCAAAGUGCCAGAGAAGGAGGUCCCCAAGACCAAGGACGGCAAGUUCAAGAUGCCCAAGUUCGGCAUGCCUUCCUUUGGCUGGUCCAGCAGCAGAGAGGCCAAGGGCACCGUGGCCGCCGAGGUGGACGUCAGCCUGCCGGAGCCUCAGGAGAUGGUGCCUUCCGGAACCGCCGAAGUGGAGGUGACCCUGCCCGCGGCUGAGAUCCAAGCGCCCGGUGUGGAGGUGACCGUGGAGACGGGCACGGUAGCAGCAGAGGGUGAGAAAGGCCGAUUCAAGAUGCCCGACGUCAAGAUGCCCAGCGUCAAGCUGCCCAAAGUCAAAGCUCCCCAGGCACAGGUCAGCCUGCCCAAGGCUGAGGUCUCACUGUCCAAAGGCCUGGAGAGCGAAGUCACCCUGCAGGGCCCCGAGGCCGAAGCCAGCCUGGAGGUGGCCGCUGGCAAAGCGGAGGGCGGCGGCAUGAAAAUACACAUGCCCAAAGUCAAGGUGCCCAGCGUGGUCUUCUCCAAGCCCACCAUCAAGUCUCCCAAACUGGAGGCAGACGUCAGCCUCCCGCAGGCAGAGCUCAAGGCCACCGACAUCACUGUCGCGGCCCCCGAUGUCAAGCUGCCCUCCGUUGAAGGCUCCCUUGAGCUCCAGGCGCCCGACGUAGAUGUCAAAGCUCCCUCCGCCGAGGGCAAGCUGGAGCUGGAAGGCACGGGCCUGAAAGGCAAGCUCAAGAUGCCCAAAUUUGACAAGCCCAAAUUCACAGUCUCCUCCCCCAAGGCCGAGGUGCCCACAGCCGAGGUCAGCCUGCCCAGCGCUGAGGUUGAGCUGCCAUCGGCCACCGUGACGGCCUCAACCGAGGGCACUGGCGUGAAGCUGGAGAAGCCCUCCCUCAAGAUGCCCAAAGCUGACAUCAAAGCUCCCAAGGUGGACGUCUCUCUGCCCUCCGCCGAUGUCACUCUUCCACAAGCCAGCGUCGACCUGCAGGCGCCCGAGGCCAGCCUUAGUCUUGAAGGAGAAGUCAAAGUGCCAGAGAAGGAGGUCCCCAAGACCAAGGACGGCAAGUUCAAGAUGCCCAAGUUCGGCAUGCCUUCCUUUGGCUGGUCCAGCAGCAGAGAGGCCAAGGGCACCGUGGCCGCCGAGGUGGACGUCAGCCUGCCGGAGCCUCAGGUGAUGGUGCCUUCCGGAACCGCCGAAGUGGAGGUGACCCUGCCCGCGGCUGAGAUCCAAGCGCCCGGUGUGGAGGUGACCGUGGAGACGGGCACGGUAGCAGCAGAGGGUGAGAAAGGCCGAUUCAAGAUGCCCGACGUCAAGAUGCCCAGCGUCAAGCUGCCCAAAGUCAAAGCUCCCCAGGCACAGGUCAGCCUGCCCAAGGCCGAGGUCUCGCUGCCCAAAGGCCUGGAGGGCGAAGUCGCCCUGCAGGGCCCCGAGGCCGAAGCCAGCCUGGAGGUGGCCGCUGGCAAAGCGGAGGGCGGCGGCAUGAAAAUACACAUGCCCAAAGUCAAGGUGCCCAGUGUGGUCUUCUCCAAGCCCACCAUCAAGUCUCCCAAACUGGAGGCAGACGUCAGCCUCCCGCAGGCAGAGCUCAAGGCCACCGACAUCACUGUCGCGGCCCCCGAUGUCAAGCUGCCCUCCGUUGAAGGCUCCCUUGAGCUCCAGGCGCCCGACGUAGAUGUCAAAGCUCCCUCCGCCGAGGGCAAGCUGGAGCUGGAAGGCACGGGCCUGAAAGGCAAGCUCAAGAUGCCCAAAUUUGACAAGCCCAAAUUCACAGUCUCCUCCCCCAAGGCCGAGGUGCCCACAGCCGAGGUCAGCCUGCCCAGCGCUGAGGUUGAGCUGCCAUCGGCCACCGUGACGGCCUCAACCGAGGGCACUGGCGUGAAGCUGGAGAAGCCCUCCCUCAAGAUGCCCAAAGCUGACAUCAAAGCUCCCAAGGUGGACGUCUCUCUGCCCUCCGCCGAUGUCACUCUUCCACAAGCCAGCGUUGACCUGCAGGCGCCCGAGGCCAGCCUUAGUCUUGAAGGAGAAGUCAAAGUGCCAGAGAAGGAGGUCACCAAGACCAAGGACGGCAAGUUCAAGAUGCCCAAGUUCGGCAUGCCUUCCUUUGGCUGGUCCAGCAGCAGAGAGGCCAAGGGCACCGUGGCCGCCGAGGUGGACGUCAGCCUGCCGGAGCCUCAGGUGACGGUGCCUUCCGGAACCGCCGAAGUGGAGGUGACCCUGCCCGCGGCUGAGAUCCAAGCGCCCGGUGUGGAGGUGACCGUGGAGACGGGCACGGUAGCAGCAGAGGGUGAGAAAGGCCGAUUCAAGAUGCCCGACGUCAAGAUGCCCAGCGUCAAGCUGCCCAAAGUCAAAGCUCCCCAGGCACAGGUCAGCCUGCCCAAGGCUGAGGUCUCACUGUCCAAAGGCCUGGAGAGCGAAGUCACCCUGCAGGGCCCCGAGGCCGAAGCCAGCCUGGAGGUGGCCGCUGGCAAAGCGGAGGGCGGCGGCAUGAAAAUACACAUGCCCAAAGUCAAGGUGCCCAGCGUGGUCUUCUCCAAGCCCACCAUCAAGUCUCCCAAACUGGAGGCAGACGUCAGCCUCCCGCAGGCAGAGCUCAAGGCCACCGACAUCACUGUCGCGGCCCCCGAUGUCAAGCUGCCCUCCGUUGAAGGCUCCCUUGAGCUCCAGGCGCCCGACGUAGAUGUCAAAGCUCCCUCCGCCGAGGGCAAGCUGGAGCUGGAAGGCACGGGCCUGAAAGGCAAGCUCAAGAUGCCCAAAUUUGACAAGCCCAAAUUCACAGUCUCCUCCCCCAAGGCCGAGGUGCCCACAGCCGAGGUCAGCCUGCCCAGCGCUGAGGUUGAGCUGCCAUCGGCCACCGUGACGGCCUCAACCGAGGGCACUGGCAUGAAGCUGGAGAAGCCCUCCCUCAAGAUGCCCAAAGCUGACAUCAAAGCUCCCAAGGUGGACGUCUCUCUGCCCUCCGCCGAUGUCACUCUUCCACAAGCCAGCGUUGACCUGCAGGCGCCCGAGGCCAGCCUUAGUCUUGAAGGAGAAGUCAAAGUGCCAGAGAAGGAGGUCACCAAGACCAAGGACGGCAAGUUCAAGAUGCCCAAGUUCGGCAUGCCUUCCUUUGGCUGGUCCAGCAGCAGAGAGGCCAAGGGCACCGUGGCCGCCGAGGUGGACGUCAGCCUGCCGGAGCCUCAGGUGACGGUGCCUUCCGGAACCGCCGAAGUGGAGGUGACCCUGCCCGCGGCUGAGAUCCAAGCGCCCGGUGUGGAGGUGACCGUGGAGACGGGCACGGUAGCAGCAGAGGGUGAGAAAGGCCGAUUCAAGAUGCCCGACGUCAAGAUGCCCAGCGUCAAGCUGCCCAAAGUCAAAGCUCCCCAGGCACAGGUCAGCCUGCCCAAGGCCGAGGUCUCGCUGCCCAAAGGCCUGGAGGGCGAAGUCGCCCUGCAGGGCCCCGAGGCCGAAGCCAGCCUGGAGGUGGCCGCUGGCAAAGCGGAGGGCGGCGGCAUGAAAAUACACAUGCCCAAAGUCAAGGUGCCCAGUGUGGUCUUCUCCAAGCCCACCAUCAAGUCUCCCAAACUGGAGGCAGACGUCAGCCUCCCGCAGGCAGAGCUCAAGGCCACCGACAUCACUGUCGCGGCCCCCGAUGUCAAGCUGCCCUCCGUUGAAGGCUCCCUUGAGCUCCAGGCGCCCGACGUAGAUGUCAAAGCUCCCUCCGCCGAGGGCAAGCUGGAGCUGGAAGGCACGGGCCUGAAAGGCAAGCUCAAGAUGCCCAAAUUUGACAAGCCCAAAUUCACAGUCUCCUCCCCCAAGGCCGAGGUGCCCACAGCCGAGGUCAGCCUGCCCAGCGCUGAGGUUGAGCUGCCAUCGGCCACCGUGACGGCCUCAACCGAGGGCACUGGCGUGAAGCUGGAGAAGCCCUCCCUCAAGAUGCCCAAAGCUGACAUCAAAGCUCCCAAGGUGGACGUCUCUCUGCCCUCCGCCGAUGUCACUCUUCCACAAGCCAGCGUUGACCUGCAGGCGCCCGAGGCCAGCCUUAGUCUUGAAGGAGAAGUCAAAGUGCCAGAGAAGGAGGUCACCAAGACCAAGGACGGCAAGUUCAAGAUGCCCAAGUUCGGCAUGCCUUCCUUUGGCUGGUCCAGCAGCAGAGAGGCCAAGGGCACCGUGGCCGCCGAGGUGGACGUCAGCCUGCCGGAGCCUCAGGUGACGGUGCCUUCCGGAACCGCCGAAGUGGAGGUGACCCUGCCCGCGGCUGAGAUCCAAGCGCCCGGUGUGGAGGUGACCGUGGAGACGGGCACGGUAGCAGCAGAGGGUGAGAAAGGCCGAUUCAAGAUGCCCGACGUCAAGAUGCCCAGCGUCAAGCUGCCCAAAGUCAAAGCUCCCCAGGCACAGGUCAGCCUGCCCAAGGCUGAGGUCUCACUGUCCAAAGGCCUGGAGAGCGAAGUCACCCUGCAGGGCCCCGAGGCCGAAGCCAGCCUGGAGGUGGCCGCUGGCAAAGCGGAGGGCGGCGGCAUGAAAAUACACAUGCCCAAAGUCAAGGUGCCCAGCGUGGUCUUCUCCAAGCCCACCAUCAAGUCUCCCAAACUGGAGGCAGACGUCAGCCUCCCGCAGGCAGAGCUCAAGGCCACCGACAUCACUGUCGCGGCCCCCGAUGUCAAGCUGCCCUCCGUUGAAGGCUCCCUUGAGCUCCAGGCGCCCGACGUAGAUGUCAAAGCUCCCUCCGCCGAGGGCAAGCUGGAGCUGGAAGGCACGGGCCUGAAAGGCAAGCUCAAGAUGCCCAAAUUUGACAAGCCCAAAUUCACAGUCUCCUCCCCCAAGGCCGAGGUGCCCACAGCCGAGGUCAGCCUGCCCAGCGCUGAGGUUGAGCUGCCAUCGGCCACCGUGACGGCCUCAACCGAGGGCACUGGCAUGAAGCUGGAGAAGCCCUCCCUCAAGAUGCCCAAAGCUGACAUCAAAGCUCCCAAGGUGGACGUCUCUCUGCCCUCCGCCGAUGUCACUCUUCCACAAGCCAGCGUUGACCUGCAGGCGCCCGAGGCCAGCCUUAGUCUUGAAGGAGAAGCCAAAGUGCCAGAGAAGGAGGUCCCCAAGACCAAGGACGGCAAGUUCAAGAUGCCCAAGUUCGGCAUGCCUUCCUUUGGCUGGUCCAGCAGCAGAGAGGCCAAGGGCACCGUGGCCGCCGAGGUGGACGUCAGCCUGCCGGAGCCUCAGGUGACGGUGCCUUCCGGAACCGCCGAAGUGGAGGUGACCCUGCCCGCGGCCGAGAUCCAAGCGCCCGGUGUGGAGGUGACCGUGGAGACGGGCACGGUAGCAGCAGAGGGUGAGAAAGGCCGAUUCAAGAUGCCCGACGUCAAGAUGCCCAGCGUCAAGCUGCCCAAAGUCAAAGCUCCCCAGGCACAGGUCAGCCUGCCCAAGGCCGAGGUCUCGCUGCCCAAAGGCCUGGAGGGCGAAGUCGCCCUGCAGGGCCCCGAGGCCGAAGCCAGCCUGGAGGUGGCCGCUGGCAAAGCGGAGGGCGGCGGCAUGAAAAUACACAUGCCCAAAGUCAAGGUGCCCAGUGUGGUCUUCUCCAAGCCCACCAUCAAGUCUCCCAAACUGGAGGCAGACGUCAGCCUCCCGCAGGCAGAGCUCAAGGCCACCGACAUCACUGUCGCGGCCCCCGAUGUCAAGCUGCCCUCCGUUGAAGGCUCCCUUGAGCUCCAGGCGCCCGACGUAGAUGUCAAAGCUCCCUCCGCCGAGGGCAAGCUGGAGCUGGAAGGCACGGGCCUGAAAGGCAAGCUCAAGAUGCCCAAAUUUGACAAGCCCAAAUUCACAGUCUCCUCCCCCAAGGCCGAGGUGCCCACAGCCGAGGUCAGCCUGCCCAGCGCUGAGGUUGAGCUGCCAUCGGCCACCGUGACGGCCUCAACCGAGGGCACUGGCGUGAAGCUGGAGAAGCCCUCCCUCAAGAUGCCCAAAGCUGACAUCAAAGCUCCCAAGGUGGACGUCACUCUGCCCUCCGCCGAUGUCACUCUUCCACAAGCCAGCGUCGACCUGCAGGCGCCGGAGGCCAGCCUUAGUCUUGAAGGAGAAGCCAAAGUGCCAGAGAAGGAGGUCACCAAGACCAAGGACGGCAAGUUCAAGAUGCCCAAGUUCGGCAUGCCUUCCUUUGGCUGGUCCAGCAGCAGAGAGGCCAAGGGCACCGUGGCCGCCGAGGUGGACGUCAGCCUGCCGGAGCCUCAGGUGACGGUGCCUUCCGGAACCGCCGAAGUGGAGGUGACCCUGCCCGCGGCCGAGAUCCAAGCGCCCGGUGUGGAGGUGACCGUGGAGACGGGCACGGUAGCAGCAGAGGGUGAGAAAGGCCGAUUCAAGAUGCCCGACGUCAAGAUGCCCAGCGUCAAGCUGCCCAAAGUCAAAGCUCCCCAGGCACAGGUCAGCCUGCCCAAGGCCGAGGUCUCGCUGCCCAAAGGCCUGGAGAGCGAAGUCACCCUGCAGGGCCCCGAGGCCGAAGCCAGCCUGGAGGUGGCCGCUGGCAAAGCGGAGGGCGGCGGCAUGAAAAUACACAUGCCCAAAGUCAAGGUGCCCAGCGUGGUCUUCUCCAAGCCCACCAUCAAGUCUCCCAAACUGGAGGCAGACAUCAGCCUCCCGCAGGCAGAGCUCAAGGCCACCGACAUCACUGUCACGGCCCCCGAUGUCAAGCUGCCCUCCGUUGAAGGCUCCCUCGAGCUCCAGGCGCCCGACGAAGAUGUCAAAGCUCCCUCCGCCGAGGGCAAGCUGGAGCUGGAGGGCACGGGCCUGAAAGGCAAGCUCAAGAUGCCCAAAUUUGACAAGCCCAAAUUCACAGUCUCCUCCCCCAAGGCCGAGGUGCCCACAGCCGAGGUCAGCCUGCCCAGCGCUGAGGUUGAGCUGCCAUCGGCCACCGUGACGGCCUCAACCGAGGACACUGGCGUGAAGCUGGAGAAGCCCUCCCUCAAGAUGCCCAAAGCUGACAUCAAAGCUCCCAAGGUGGACGUCACUCUGCCCUCUGUUGAUGUCACUCUUCCACAAGCCAGCGUCGACCUGCAGGCGCCCGAGGCCAGCCUUAGUCUUGAAGGAGAAGCCAAAGUGCCAGAGAAGGAGGUCACCAAGAGCAAGGACGGCAAGUUCAAGAUGCCCAAGUUCGGCAUGCCUUCCUUUGGCUGGUCCAGCAGCAGAGAGGCCAAGGGCACCGUGGCCGCCGAGGUGGACGUCAGCCUGCCGGAGCCUCAGGUGACGGUGCCUUCCGGAACCGCCGAAGUGGAGGUGACCCUGCCCGCGGCCGAGAUCCAAGCGCCCGGUGUGGAGGUGACCGUGGAGACGGGCACGGUAGCAGCAGAGGGUGAGAAAGGCCGAUUCAAGAUGCCCGACGUCAAGAUGCCCAGCGUCAAGCUGCCCAAAGUCAAAGUUCCCCAGGCACAGGUCAGCCUGCCCAAGGCCGAGGUCUCGCUGCCAAAAGGCCUGGAGGGCGAAGUCGCCCUGCAGGGCCCCGAGGCCGAAGCCAGCCUGGAGGUGGCCGCUGGCAAAGCGGAGGGCGGCGGCAUGAAAAUACACAUGCCCAAAGUCAAGGUGCCCAGCGUGGUCUUCUCCAAGCCCACCAUCAAGUCUCCCAAACUGGAGGCAGACAUCAGCCUCCCGCAGGCAGAGCUCAAGGCCACCGACAUCACUGUCACGGCCCCCGAUGUCAAGCUGCCCUCCGUUGAAGGCUCCCUCGAGCUCCAGGCGCCCGACAUAGAUGUCAAAGCUCCCUCCGCCGAGGGCAAGCUGGAGCUGGAGGGCACGGGCCUGAAAGGCAAGCUCAAGAUGCCCAAAUUUGACAAGCCCAAAUUCACAGUCUCCUCCCCCAUGGCCGAGGUGCCCACAGCCGAGGUCAGCCUGCCCAGCGCUGAGGUUGAGCUGCCAUCGGCCACCGUGACGGCCUCAACCGAGGGCACUGGCGUUGAGCUGCCAUCGGCCACCGUGACGGCCUCAACCGAGGGCACUGGCGUGAAGCUGGAGAAGCCCUCCCUCAAGAUGCCCAAAGCUGACAUCAAAGCUCCCAAGGUGGACGUCACUCUGCCCUCUGUUGAUGUCACUCUUCCACAAGCCAGCGUUGACCUGCAGGCGCCCGAGGCCAGCCUUAGUCUUGAAGGAGAAGCCAAAGUGCCAGAGAAGGAGGUCACCAAGACCAAGGACGGCAAGUUCAAGAUGCCCAAGUUCGGCAUGCCUUCCUUUGGCUGGUCCAGCAGCAGAGAGGCCAAGGGCACCGUGGCCGCCGAGGUGGACGUCCGCCUCCUGGAGCCUGAAGUUACAGUGCCCUCGGGACCCGCCAUCCUGGAUAUAUCAUUUUCUGAGUCUGAAAUCGAAGCACCAAGCUUUGAUGUUGCCCUAGAUUCUUCUUCUUAUAAAGAGGUGGAAGCUGGUAAAUCUAAAACUUCUCUGUUUAAAAUGCCUAAAAUUUCUCUUUCUAAAAGUUUCAAACCUCAUGCACAAAGCCAAUCUGGACAUGAUGUUUCUGUUUCUGAAACUGUUUUUUAUCCUUCAACUGAGGAAGCUUCUUCUGUUCCUUCUGAGAGUGUUGAACCUAGAAGCUUUUCUGAUGUUAAGGGGGAGAGUGCGUCUAAAAGUGCUAAAUUCAGAGUUCCUAGCAUUGGUUUCUCUAAAUCUGAAGUGACUUCAUCUAAAAUUGAUCUGGAGUCCUCAUUACAAAAGGGGGAUAUUACUCUUACUAAAUACCAAAUUUAUUUAACCGAAUCAGAAUCAAAAAUAGCACCUCUUGCUGAUGAAAAUCUUUCAGAUUUUGAAAUUUUAAAUGAAGAUUGUUCUGAGGAGCAAGGAGGUUUAAAGCUAGAGAGCAAAACCACAUCUGCUGAAAUAUCUUUGGUUGACACAGAGGUCACAGUUAAAAUUCCUAAAUUCCGAAAACCAGAAAAAUUCAGAAUUCGAUCUAAGGGAAAAGCAUCUGAAACUGACAUUGGUUCCAAUGUGGAAAGUGAAAUUUCCAAGGGAAGGAUAACAUCUGAUAUGACUGGUCCUGAUAUUGAAAAACCAGCUCAAAUAUCUGAUGCCCAUCUUGGUGUAAAGGUACAUAAGCCUUCACUUGAAGUUAUUCUGGAUGCACCAACAAUGGAUCCAAAUCUCUCAUCCAUGGAGGUUACCUUUCCAAACUUAGAAGCAGAAAUCCAUGGCCCAGAUUUAGAGUGCAAGGCAGAACAGGAAGUAUUUACAGGAGAAAAGAGCACUGAGGAGAAAGAAAACAAAUUUAAAUCAUCAAAAUUGAAACUGCCUUCAUUUAGGUGGUCCCCAAAGAAAGAAGCUAUUGCUCCUUCUCAUGUUGAGGAACAUCUGGAAGGACCCACUUUGUCUGGAGACAUGGGAUCUGAAUUAACUUUUCCUACUCCUGAGAAUCAAUACCUUCAUGAAGAAUUUGACACAACAGAAAAAGAUGGUGAAAAGGCCAAAACCAAGAAGUCCCAAUUUACCAUGCCAAAGAUCUCAUUCCCUAAAAUUAAGGGCCACAAAGUACAGGUCUCUCUGCCUGUAGUGGAAACUGAUAUUUCUGGACCCAAACAAGAAAAAGAAGGUGUUUUUGUUCAGAAAUCUGAGAAAGGAAGUAGUGGAGAAGUUGCAGGACUGGGAAUAAAAGUGCCUAAAGUUACAGUCCCAACUUCAGAAUUUUCCAAACCAGAAGCCAAAGCUCCCAAAAUAGAAAUGGAUAUUAGCAUGCCUACAGGUGAGGUCAAAGUUCCUACCUGUGAAGGAGAUGAUCUGACACUGAAAUCAGCUGCUGCUAGUGCCAGCCUCCCCACCUCAGAGAUUAAGUUGAUACCUGAAGGUUCACUUGAGAUGAAGAGUCCUGACAUAAGUGUUGAAAGAACAUCAAGUGAAAUUGCUGCGGGUGAUGUAGAGAUAAAAGCUGGAGGUUCUGAAGGGAAAACAAAAAUGUCUAAAUUCCAAAUGCCAAAGGUAGGAAUUACACUUUCUAAAGGGAAAGGAUCAGAAAAGGAUGUUGGCCAAUCCAAAUCAGAAGUCACGGUUCCCCAACUAAAAGCAACAGUAGAAAUAUCUGACAUUGCUGUUGAAGGACCAGACUUGAAGGUAGAAUGUGGCACAGAAACAAGGACUUACAGUCCUGAAGCCAAAAUUACCAAAACUGACAGUAAGACAUCAGAGGCUGAUGUUCACCUUCCAUCAGCUGACAUUCCUAUUCCAAAAACAGACAGUGAUAUUCAGGAUUCAGAUGCAGCAAUAAAGAUCAAGGGGGAAAUAAAGCAAGAUGGAGAUGGAGAAGAGAAAGAAGGACAUUUCAAAAUGCCCAAAUUCAAACUUCCAUCCUUCAGUUGGUCACCAAAGAAGGAAGCAAGUGUUAAAUCUGAUUCUGAAGCAAAUUUGGAAGACCAAAAGCUUGCUGUCACGUCAAGCAGAAUAGACACAGAAGUGAAAGAAUCUGCAACUGAUGAUCAAGGUAGUGGGCCAGACCUUGAUCUGGAAAUAUCUGCAGGAAAAGUUGAACAAAAAAGUCCAGUUAAAAAGCCUCAAUUUGUCAUGCCUAAAAUUUCACUCUCCAAGAUCAAGGUUCCAAAAUCUCAAAAAGUUGAAGCUGAUGCUACUCUUCCUAAAAGAGAAAUAGAGGGUGAUGAUUCUAUUAAGAUACCUGAUAUAGAAAAAUGUCAUCCUGAAGGGACUGAUGAAGGAGCACAAAUCAAUAUAAAACUGGCUGACACUAUGGUUCACACUCUGGAGUUUUCCAGAGUAGAAACUGAGGCCUCUAAAACUGAAAUAACAGUCAGCUCAGCAAAGAUUGAUGCUUCUUUAACUCCCUCAGAGGGGAGUUUUCAACAGGUUGACUUAAAAAUAAGUUCUACCAAUGAAUGUAACAUUCAAAAAACAGGUACUAAGCUCCCCAAAGGAGAAGCUUCAGUUGAUUUGAAGAGCCCUGAUAUAUUAACAGAAAGCUCAUCAGUUGUGGAUGGAAGAAAAGUGAAACUGGAAGGUCCUGAAGGGAAGAUUAAAAUGCCCAAAUUCCAGAAGGGAAAGUUUGGAAUCUCCCGAACAAAAGGGAAAGUCCCAGAGACAGAGAUCAGCUCUCCAAAAAUAGAAGCUGAGCUACCCCAACUAAGAACAACAAACGAAAUUGCUGACAUUGCUGUGGGAGUUCCAGCAUCAGAACUUAUAUCUGUCAUGUCAGAUCUUGGAGUAGUUGAUGGUAAGAUAAAAACACCCCAAGCUCUGACAGGUGGCAUUGAAGAUGCAAAGGUAGACAUAAGCACCAAACCAAAGACAGAAGGGGUUAGUGAGAGUCUUGAGGAGAAGGAAAUCAAAUUAAAAGAACAUGAAAUAAAAGCUGAAGAAGUUCAGACUGAAGAACAUCAAGGAUGGUUUAAAAUGCCCAAAUUCAGAAUACCUGGAUUUGGCAGGUCAUCCUUAAAGGAAAAGAAAAGUGAUGCCGAUAUUGAAAGAAGUAUGGAAAAAGCUCAGGCAACUAUUCCUUCUGCUAAAGUACAAACUGAAACAAGUGCUCCUGAAAAUACGUUCUCAUUACCACAUGCAGUUGCUGAAAUUACUAUUGGAAAAGAAGGGAUUCAAAAAUUAGAAGAUUCUGUGAAGAGUUCUAAUAUUAGCUUGCCAAAGAUUGAAGGAGAUAUUUCAUUAUCCACAGAAAGAACAGACAGUAGAGUGAGUAUUCCAAAAACUGAAACUUAUGCAGACGUAGUUAAGCGCAGUGCUGAAGGACAUACUUCAGAAAUCACAGUGUCUGCAGCAGAAUUGUCUAAAUCAUACCCAAGCACUUCAGAAACUGACAAAGACAAGAGUUCAACACAUAGGUUUCCUUCGUGUACUCUGACAUCUCCAGAGCAUAAAGGCAAAUCACAGGAUAUAAAUGUCCCAAAGGUAGAAAGUUCCAUGAAGUUAGAGACAUCAGGGGUAGGAUGCAAGCCGUCAUCAGCUGAAAUUACUCUGGAUGCAACACAGAAGAGAAUAGAUGUUAAUCUUCCAAAGGAAGAGCUAGAUAUUCAAAACAAAGAGGCGGCAAUUAAAAAAGGAAAGAUAAAGGGGGAGGUGAAAAUCACAGGAAAAGACAGUGAAGAAAGUCAAUUAAAAAGGACUACAUGUGAAUGGUCUACAGGAAAAGGAUCAGAAGAUGGUACUUAUGUUACUGCUAAGCUGGAAGAUCUAAAGGUGGAAGUUCCAACAUUGAAGACGGAUGUAAAAAUUACUGGAGUAGAUCCUGAAAUGAAAUUUCGAGUGAAGAGUGUUGAAAAGGAUGUGUCUGCAGGAGUGGAAGUGCAAGUAGGAGACAGAGCAGAAACAAGUAAAAUAAAAGCAUACAAGUUUAAGAUUCCAAGGUUUGGAAUGUUGCAUUCUGAAAUCAAGGGGUUUGAAGAUGAUACCAAUUUGCCAAAGUCAGAAGCUGAUUCAGCACCUGAAAGUGAAAGAGGCACAGCAGAAAUGCAGUUACAAAAACUAGAAGGAUCAAUUGGCCUGAAAAGUCCAGUUCUAGAUUGUAUAGAAGCAUCUGCCAGAGUAACAGGGGAAACAGUGGACCAAACACAAGGUGUUCCAGAAGUAAGUGUAAGAAUUCCCAAACUAAAAAUACCAAGAUUCACUUUCAGAACUCCCCCAAUUGAGGCUGAUGUUUUACUGUCAAAAGUAGUAACAGAUCCAAAGGGUUCUAGUACUGACAUUGAAAUAGUGCAACUGCAAGCAAGCUCUGCUAUCCCUGAAGAAACAGCAGGAGCUGUAGAGUGGGGUAUUCAAAAAGCAAAAAGCAAAAUUAUGACACUGACUGAACCUGACAUUAAAACAGCCCAAAUGACAGCUACCAUAGAGUCCUCCCUUUCAAGUGCAGGGCAAGACAUUCAUUGGUCUUACAUAGAGGGCCAAGAAGUAAGUGAAAAAGUAGAACCUGAACAUGUUGCUAUUGAGCGAUGUGAGAUUUACACUACUGAAAUAGUGAAAGAGUCAGAGAUUCUGUCAUCAGAGGUCAGAACUGCUACUUUGGGAUUCUCAUUGCUCAAGGCCAAGUUGCCUGAAUCUCACAGUGAUUUAGAUGUGCAGGUUCAGCAGCCAUCUCCAACAGGAGAUGCAUCAGUGAGAAAACCUACAGGUGCUGGUGAAAGCUUUGGAGUAGCAGCACAGGGAAGUGGCAGUGCUGAGCUUAAACUAUCUGACAAACCACACCGUGGGUCUGAAGAAUCUAGAGGAAAAGUAAGUCUGUCAAAGUUAAAAACAUCUGCUGCUGAAGUAAAGGGUUCCAGUAAACUUGAUGAGAGUUUUCCUGGUAAAUCACCAGAGGGAAUAACCGAAGCUCCUGACUCUGAAGAAGAAAAUGUAGUUGAAGCAGUGGAAGGUGAAGAAAAAGACAUAACCAAUGAGAAAGAAAAGACUGAUAGUAAAAGAUCUCCUGGAAGAUUUAAAUUUUGGCUUCCAAGUAUUGGCUUUUCAUCUUCUGGGGAUGAAACAAGCAUAGAUGCAAAAGCAGAAAUAAAAAAAUCAGUUCCAGAAGAUGUGAAACCCGCUGACACAUCAGAUGAUUCCUCUAAGCAGGCUGAAAAAGCUGGAUGGUUUAGAUUUCCCAAGCUUGGUUUCACAUCUCCUUCCAAAAAGGCUAAGUCUGUUGACAAAGAAGAGGUGGGUCAUAAAGAGGGGACACUCUCGGAUGAAGAUAGCCCAACAGAUAAGCCAGAUGUGUUUUUUGAUGCACAAGAAAGCUUAUCACCUAAAGAAAUAGGAGAAGGUGAAAAAGCUGAAAUUGAUGGGGCCUCAUCUAUUGUGACAUCUUCAGCAAGAACUGAACUAAUCUUGUUGGAGGAAGAAAAAGAUAGUAAAUCUAAUAUUGUUGGAGAUACAGCCAAAUGAAGGUUGUAUUUUCUCAAUCCUCAAUGAAAACAAAAUCAUCCACAGAAAAGAAUGUUUUCCUAAUUUUCUACUUCUGAAAAUUAAAAGUCAAGGUUGGUAUUCAUGUAAAUACUUGAACAAAUUUUCAAGUACAUGGAUGUACUAGAUUGUACACUAAUAAAAAUGAUUUUUUCAUAUCUGCCCCAAG